AUGGAGCCCAUCGCCAUCAUCGGCAUGGACCUUAAGUUCCCCGGUGACGCCACUGACGCCGAGUCCUUCUGGGACAUGCUGAUGGAGGGCCGCUCGGCCUUGCGUGAGAUUCCUACGGACCGGUUUAAUGUGUCAGCCUUUUACCAUCCCGACCCUGAGCGCGCGGGCUCUCUCAACGUUACCAAGGGUCACUUCCUCAACGGAGACAUCGCGGCCUUUGACGCGCCAUUUUUCUCCAUCACGCCGGCCGAGGCCGCAGGCAUGGACCCCCAGCAGCGCGGUCUCCUCGAGUCGACAUACCGUGCGCUCGAGAAUGCCGGCCAGCCGCUGGAGAAGGUCACGGGCUCCAAGACUGGCGUCUUCGUUGGGUGCUUCACCCGCGAGUACGAGGCCAUCAUGUUCAAGGAGACGGAGACGCAGCAGCGAUACUUCGCCACGGGCACAGGGACAACCAUGCUCGCGAACCGGCUGAGCUACUUCUAUGAUUUGCGUGGCCCCAGCGUCAGCCUCGACACGGCGUGUUCGAGUAGCCUUGUGGCGUGUCACCUCGCGUGCGCGAGCCUGCGGUCCGGCGAGUGUGACACGGCACUCGCCGCCGGCUGCAACCUCUUUUAUAACCCAGAUACUAUCAUCCCACUGACAGCCCUGGGAUUCCUGUCGCCCGACGGCCGAUGCUACAGCUUCGAUAGCCGUGCCAACGGCUAUUCACGCGGCGAGGGCUUCGGCAUGGUGGUGCUCAAGCGGCUUAGCGACGCUUUGCGCGACGGCGAUACCGUCAGGGCCGUGAUCCGGGGGUCCGCAAGCAACCAGGACGGGAGGUCGCCCGGCAUUACACAGCCGACACGCCAGGCUCAGGUCGACCUUAUCCGCGCCGCUUAUGACGCCGCCGGCCUGGACCUUACGCGGACGCGCUUCUUCGAGGCCCAUGGCACUGGCACCCCGGUCGGUGACCCCAUCGAAGCCAGCGCUAUUAGUGGUGCCUUCUCAGAGCACCGUUCCGCCGCAGAGCCUAUGGUUGUAGGCGCUGUCAAGACAAACAUCGGUCAUCUUGAAGGAUCCGCAGGCAUCGCAGGCCUCAUCAAGACGGUACUUGUGUUGGAGCACGGUGUUGUUCCUCCCAACACGUGGUUCGAAAAGCCUAACCCCAAGAUCCCCGUCGACGAGUGGCAUCUUCGGUUCCCGACCAAGCCUCUGCUGUGGCCGGGUGAGGGUCUGAGGCGUGCUUCCGUCAAUGCUUUUGGCUACGGUGGUAGUAAUGCACACGUCGUCCUCGAUGAUGCUCUCCACUAUCUCCAGGAGCACGGCCUCAGAGGGCGACACCAUACCGCCAAGAAGGCGACCCUGAAGAAGGCCCUUACCAACGGACAUGCCGCCAACGGCGUCAACGGCCAUGGGACGAAUGGUGUCAAUGGCCAUGAAGUCAAUGGCCAUGGUCAUAGUGCCAUCACUCAACCGCGUGCCUACAUCUUCUCAACAUUUGACCAAGACGGAGCGGCCCGUAUCGCGUCAACGUACCAGACCUUUCUCUCCUCCCGCAAGACGGUCCAGCCGCCGUCGCCAAACUUCCUUUCGGAUCUAUCGCACACACUCACACGCCGCACCGCCUUCCCCUGGCGAUUCUCCGUCGUCGCCAACAGCGUCGAUAAUCUCGUCUCUCGUCUCGCGGCCAACCCCUCACCAACCCGCGCCGCCUCAGACCCCCAGCUCGCCCUCGUAUUCACAGGCCAGGGUGCUCAGUGGCACGCCAUGGGUCGUGAGCUUUUGACCUCCAAUCCCGUCUUCAGUGCCUCCCUCUUUGCUGCCGACCGCUACCUGCGCGGCAUCGGCUGCGCCUGGUCUCUUGUUGGCGAGCUUCUACAGGACGAGUCAAGGUCUCGCGUCGCCGACGCUGCCUUUAGCCAGCCACUCUGUACGGCGCUCCAGGUUGGGCUUGUCGAUGUGCUUGCCACUUGGGGUGUGCGGCCCGCCGCCGUGCUCGGGCACUCUUCAGGCGAGAUUGCGGCCGCGUACGCCGUGGGCGCCUUGUCGCGCGAGGCGGCGUGGCGUUUGGCAUACCAUCGUGGUGCCCUGUCGUCGGCGCUUGCUACAACCACCGGGAGCGACCAUCGCCGAGGCGGCAUGGCAUCUGUGGCCAUGACCGCCGAGGAUGCGACUAGAUACCUCGGUGACAAGCUUGGGGUUGCGGCUGUUGGGCGGGACAUUGUCGUGGCGUGCGUCAACAGCCCUCGCAAUGUGACCAUCAGCGGCAAUGCUGAGAGCGUCGACAAAAUCCAAAAGGCCCUCGAGGCUGAUGGCGUGUUCGCGCGCACGCUCCAAGUGAACAACGGCUACCACUCGCCGCUGAUGGAACCCAUUGCUGAGGCCUACCGCGCAUCGAUCGGUUGUCUCGACACUGUCGAUGUUGAAGAUGAGAAGAGCCGUCCUGUCUUCUACUCGUCUCUCACCGGAACAACAGCCUCCAUAGCAGACCUCCAAAGCCCUGCAUACUGGGUCCAGAACCUCACUUCGCCUGUACAGUUCUCAAAGGCAUUUGCUCUCAUGUGUUCGAGUGCAGGACCACAGUUCAAGAAGCUGGGCUCUCGCGGCGCAGCCCAUCAGCAGCAGCGGCCUAAGAUUAGCGAUGUCCUCGAGGUCGGGCCACACGCCGCCCUACGCGGGCCCAUCAGGGAGAUUCUCGACCUCGCGCCGCAGGUGACGGCUGUCGGCUAUGAAUCGAUCUUGCGCCGCAACACGUCGGCCACCGACACGGCCCUGACGGCGGCUGGCUGGCUGUGGUGUCGUGGCCACUCCAUCGACGUGGCAACGGCCAACGACGCGGCCCAUGAAGACAAUCCUAUUGCUUCUAGUCGCCUCCUCACUGAGGCGCCCGGCUACCCCUUUAACCACGCCAACCGGUAUUGGAAUGAGAGCCGCAUCAGCCGUGGCUACCGCUUCCGCCAGGCCAUCCGCCACGAGCUUCUCGGUGCCCCAGUGCCCGACUGGGACCCGGCGCACGCCGUGUGGCGAAACUACCUCCGCCUCGUCGAGAACCCCUGGGUCAAGCACCACCGCAUCACAGGUGCCACCAUCUACCCGGCAGCCGGCAUGCUCGUCAUGGCCAUUGAGGCUAGCCGCCAGACAGCCGACCCCUCGCGCGUCGUUCGAGGCUUCCGCAUCCGCGACGCCCGCUUCGCCGUCGCUUUGCGUGUGCCCUCCUCCCAGACGGGCAUUGAGACGCACUUUUACCUGCGCCCUGCACCCCGCGAUCACCCUGACACGGCGCUGCAGAGUGUGCGUGAGUUCGCCUUGAGCAGCUACGAGGGCGGCGAGUGGCACGAGCACUGUCGCGGCCUUGUCGUCACCGAGUACGAGCAGCCGCCCACGGCCGUUGACGGCGGGCGCGAAGAGUCGUCUUUCAGACAGGCAUGCCUCGAGACCUUGGCACGCGUAGAGGCCGAGGUCAGAGUUGAGACAUCGUUCCGCCAGCUCUACGAGCACCUGUCGACCGUCGGCCUCGAUUUCGGUGCUACGUUUCAGACACUACGCGACAUACGCUGUGGACACGAUGUCGGAGCUGCCGUCGCCACGGUUGAGCGCCAGGAUCUCGAGGGCCUUAUGCCCCUGGGCUACCUACAGGAGCACCUUGUGCACCCCACCGUCCUCGACGGCAUUCUUCAAAGCAUCAUUGUGUGCUUGACAAAGGGCGGCCGAGAUAUGAACCAGGUCAUGGUCCCCUCCGAAAUUGGAGAUAUCUGGGUUUCGGCAUCGCCCACGGCCAAGUUCGAAUCGGUACGCGUCACCUGCGAAGGUUCGUUCCUCGGUAUGCGCCAGGCUGAGGCGCGAAUCGUCGGCGUUGACGUGGUCACCGGGGAGCCAGUCUGUACUGUUGAUGGUUUUGUCAUCACCUCCGUCGCACGCGCCGAGACGAGCGCCGAAGCGGCAGCCUCAGCAGCGGGCAGGCGGCUCUGCUUUGACCUCGACUGGAAGAUUGAUCCAGCAUUUGUCGACCAAAGGGUCGCGAAUGACGUUUUCCAGCCUGAUGCCGCGUAUGGCCCCACGCCAGAACAGGCACUGCUCAUCGAAAAUGUCGAGAUGAUGUGCUAUCUAUACAUCAGACGCUACAAUGACGCUUUCCUGUCGAGCCCUGAGCAGGAGGCGAGUCAGCGAAAGAACAGCAAGGUUGGCCACCACGCUCAAUACUUUGACUGGAUCAAGUACCAGUUGGAAAAAUAUGAGGCUGGCCAAGUGGCCCAUGCCAAGGCCGAAUGGCGACAGCGCGCUGCCGACGAUGAAUAUGUGACGCUUAUGGAGAGCAAGCUCCUCGAAGAGGGCUCGCCUGAGGGUAAACUCGUCGUCAGCGUUGGUCGUCAGCUCCCAGCCAUCUUGGCGGGCGAGGCUGAUGCCCUCGAGCUACUUUUCCAAGACAAACUCGUGGAGAACGUGUACCGGUCUGGCGUCGGCGCCGAGCUGGGCUACCGUCGAAUGGUUUCUUACAUCGAUGCCAUGGCUCACAAAAACCCUGCCAUGCGCAUCCUCGAGAUUGGCGCCGGCACGGGCGGCGCCACUCGUCCUAUCCUCGAGUGUCUCACGACGCAGGACACCCCACGCUUCAGCCACUAUGCCUUCACCGAUAUCUCCAUUGGCUUUUUCGAGAAGGCUCGCGACAUGUUCGACAAAGAUGCUGGCGGACGUAUGAGCUUCCGCGCUCUCAAUGUUGAGGCAGACCUUGCAGACCAGGGCUUCGAGAACGAAGACGAUCAGUACGACCUGAUCGUCGCCGCCAACGUCAUUCACGCAACCAAGAGUCUCCAAAAGACGCUCACAAACGCCCGUAAGCUGCUCCGGCCUGGUGGCAAGCUGAUGCUGUAUGAGAUGACAAACACGGAUAUGAUCCGCACUGGCUUCGCCUUUGGGCUGCUGCCCGGCUGGUGGCUGUCCGCCGAGGAUUUCCGCAAGUACACACCCCUAGCGAGCCCCCAAGACUGGUCUGCAAUGCUCAAGAAGAGCGGAUUCAGUGGCAUCGAUGUUCAAAUGUACGACUUCCCUGAUCACCGACACCAGAUGGUGAGCGUGCUUAUCUGCAGCGCCGAAGGCGGGCCAGCAAGUUUUACAGCCGGGUCCGGGCCCCCUACGACCUCCAACACUUCGUCAGAAGCUCUCACCAUUGUCGUCAGCGACUCGCCCUCUAGCUCGUCCCUGCAGAUGACCGUAGCUGAGAAUCUGAAAAGAUCGGGCAGUACCGGUUCCAAGAUUGUCGGCCUCCGGGACUUUGCAGCCCUCGAUACCCGAGAUGUUCAACAACGUCGGUGCAUCUUCCUCGGAGACAUUGACUCGGACUUCCUCGAAAACGUGCAAGGUGAUGAGUACAAUGCCUUGCAGAGGCUGAUAUCAACCGUCAAGACGCUGCUCUGGGUGAAUCAGGGAGGUGGACCCUUGCCCGCGAGCCCAGGCGCCGACAUGGUCACGGGCUUCGCGCGGUGUAUGCGCGCCGAGAAUCCAGGCCUGACCAUGAUGACACUCUCGCUGGAAAGCGCCAGCAAUAUCGACUCUUCGAUUUCCACCAUCUUGCGCGUUCUUCAAGCAUCUGGUGGCGAGAACAGCUUCUUCGCGAGCAAUGGCGGUUCCAUACUCAUCCCCCGCAUCACCGAGGCCACCCGCAUGAACGAAGUUAUCGCCGCCAAGGCAAAGGGUGGUGCCUCUUCCACCGUGACAGAGACGUGGGCGGCUGCCACUUCUGGCAGGGCGCUCAAGCUCGCUUGCGAUACGCCAGGCCUUCUCGAUACGCUGCAGUUCCGUGACGAUCCCCUUCAAGAGCAGCCCCUGGGCUCUGAGGAUGUCGAGGUACAGGUGCACGCCACUGGUUUGAACCUACUUGAUGUCAUGAUCGCUCUCGGCCAGGUGACAGGCGAAGCUUUCGGUCAAGAGUGUGCCGGUGUUGUGACGCGCGUAGGUGACGGCGUCAGUCGCGUUGCCGUUGGCGAUCGAGUGUGUGGGCUGCUGCGCGGCACCUUCAAGAACCUGGCGCGUGGCACGCAGUGGCAGUUUGUUAAGCUUCCGUCAUCUGUUGACCACGCCGUUGGUGCCGCUAUGCCCGUCGUCUACACCACGGCUUACUAUGCACUCCACGACCUGGCGCGAUUGCAAGCUGGUGAGAGCGUGCUAAUCCACUGGGGUGCUGGUGGCGUCGGACAGGCGGCUAUUCAGCUGGCCAAGAAGAUUGGCGCCGACGUUUUCGUUACGGUCGGUUCACUGGAGAAGCGGGACUUCGUACACGAGCACUAUGGUGUUGCGCUCGACCACGUCCUUUCGAGUCGUGACCUGUCGUUUGUUCAGGGCAUCAAGAGGCUGACAGGAGGCCGUGGCGUCGACGUCAUCUUGAACUCGACAUCUGGCCAGACACUGCGGGCGACAUGGGACUGCAUCGCGCCAUAUGGACGUUUCGUCGAGAUUGGAAAGGUUGACAUAUUUGCCAAUGCGGGACUUCCCAUGGCUCCGUUCAAGAAGAGCGUCACCUUCUCUUUCUUCGAUAUUGGCCUUUUGUCGCUCGAACGGGGCCCUCUUUUCGGUCGGGUGCUCCAAGACGUCGUCAAUCUUCUGGCAGAUGGGUCAAUCACUCCGCCGCAGCCGCUGCAUGCGUACACUUACUCCAACAUCCAGGAGGCGUUCAGGAUUAUGCAGGCAGGAACGCAUACCGGAAAGCUUGUCCUCGAGCCUCGUCCCGAUGACUUGGUAACAGUUGAGCCAAGCCGUAAGCCAUCGUACUCAUUUCCCGCCGAUGCCGCCUACGUACUUUCCGGGGGUGGUGGCGGCCUCGGUCGAAGUACAGCACGCUGGAUGGCCUCCCGUGGUGCGAAGAACCUCAUCAUUCUCUCGCGCUCGGGCACGUCACGUCCAGCAACGCAGGAGCUCGUCAACGAGCUCACACAGGCUGGCGUCAACGUUGUGGCUCCGCAGUGCGACGUCUCGAACAGAGAGGCUCUCACAGCUAUCCUUGACGAGUGCGCCGCGACUAUGCCGCCCAUCAAAGGAUGUAUUCAGGGCUCCAUGGUGCUCAAGGACUCUCUCUUCGCCAACAUGACGCAGGAGGACUACUACACGGCGGUGCGUCCCAAAGUGGUGGCUUCACGAAACCUGCAUGAGCUGCUGCCUAGAGAUAUGGACUUCUUCGUGCUGCUCUCGUCGGCGUCCGGCGUCGUCGGUAAUCGCGGCCAGUCCAAUUACUGCAUAGGCAACACGUACCAGGAUGCGCUGGCGCGUCAUCGCGCAGGCCGUGGGCUCCCUGGUGUGGCCGUGGAUCUAGGCAUGAUCCUUUCCGUGGGCUUUGCCGCUGAAAAUCAGGAAAGCAUGGCCAACCUGCGACAGGAAGGCUUCAAUGCCAUGCGUGAGGAUGAGUUCCUAGCUCUGCUGGACAUCCUAUGCAGUCCACCUGAUCUUGACGCCGACGCAAACGGGAGCCCGCAGAUCGCCGUCGGUCUCGAGGUGCCUGCCACGCUGCGGAUCAAGGGCAUCCCAGAGCCUGCCUGGCUGCACGAUCCUCUCUUCCGUCAACUUUACCAGAUCCGUGGCGACAGCGAUGGUCACGGAGAUGGCGAUGGCGAUGGUUCCGCUUCUUCGACAUCCUGCAGCGUCCUGCUCCCCGCAGCGUCGUCGCUCGCCGAUGCGGCGGACAUCGUGGGCACUGCCAUCGUCCAGAAGCUGUGCAAAGCGCUGUCGUCGAGCGAGAGGGACAUUGACACGUCGAAGCCGCUUCACAGUUAUGGCGUCGAUUCUCUUGUCGCUGUCGAGCUGCGCACCUGGUUCAUGAAGGAGGUCGGGGCUGACAUGGCCGUUUUCGACAUUAUGGGCGGGUCCAGCUUGAAGGAGCUGGCUGAGCUGGCUGCCAAGAGGAGCUCCUUCGUCCACCUUGCUGAUGAGGAUGCUGAUGAAUGA
Verticillium nonalfalfae is the source of this 7908-nucleotide messenger RNA. Its product is annotated as Type I Iterative Polyketide synthase (PKS). Gene Ontology annotation, molecular function: fatty acid synthase activity; zinc ion binding; phosphopantetheine binding. The transcript has a single exon. The coding region runs from base 1 to 7908 and encodes 2635 amino acids. NCBI's taxonomy places the organism in Eukaryota, Fungi, Ascomycota, Sordariomycetes, Glomerellales, Plectosphaerellaceae. Gene Ontology annotation, biological process: secondary metabolite biosynthetic process; fatty acid biosynthetic process. The record is from RefSeq and is a predicted model, not a curated record.